Messenger RNA from Emiliania huxleyi CCMP1516, 3192 nucleotides. RefSeq lists its product as hypothetical. The record is from RefSeq and is a predicted model, not a curated record. The coding region runs from base 1 to 3192 and encodes 1063 amino acids. NCBI's taxonomy places the organism in Eukaryota, Haptophyta, Isochrysidales, Noelaerhabdaceae. The transcript has 18 exons. Gene Ontology annotation, molecular function: DNA binding; ATP binding; ATP hydrolysis activity.
AUGUAUCUCUCUGUCUCUCCGUGUCUCUCUCUCUCUCUCUCUUUCUUUCUUGCCGCGCCACCGCAAGCUGCCUCGCCGUGGACGUGUCAUGCACGUGCCAGGUACUGCCUGCCCGCGCGCGAGGACCUGCUGCCGGAGCUCCUGCCGCUGGUGACGCCGUCGCUGCUGCAGGCGGCUGCGCUGCGGCGCGGCGACGGCGUCGCCAGCGCGUGUUUGCCCGAAGCCUCUCGGAACCUGCUCUUGCAGGCGCUCGCAGACGACGACGACGACGCGCGGCCGCGUCGCUGCUCGGUGAUGGGCUUGCUCGCAAGCCUGUGCGCCAGCUUGCCCUACGCCACCCUCGCCGCCGCCGAGGCCAGGGGCGAGGCCGCCGCCCUCUCGCCCCUGCCGGCGGAGGCGGGCGGGCCGCCCCCCGGCCUCCGCCGCGGCGUCUCCGUCUUUUCUCUCGUCGUCCCGCGCCUCUGGCCCUUCAUGCACCGCCACCCCGCCGCUGACGCUGGCGCUCGGCGGGCGGACCUGCUCGACUCGUGGCCGACAGCCAGCGCAGGCGCCGCCGCAGGCCCACCUGGCACGGCGGCGGGCGAUGGCCCUCCGCCGCUCAGUGUGGAAGGCGCCGAGGCGCUGGCGGGCGGCGUCUUCUCGGCGUGGGACGCGGCGCUGCGCGUGCCUCGAAACGCCGCCUCGCGGCUGCGCUGCCACGAGAGCCGCGGGGCGGUUGUGACCGCGGCGGCGGCUGUGCGGCGGCGCCGAGCGGAGCUGCUGAUCGAGCUGCGCGCCGCUGCGGCAGAGGCGGUCAUCGCCAUCGGCUCUCUGCCGCCAAAGGUCUCCGCCCUCAUCAACGCCCUGAUGAUGAUCCUCCGCACGGGCGCUCCGACGCCGCAGACCCGCGCCGGCGGCAGCCUCGCCGCGCUCCUCUCGUUGCUGCGCGCCCGCCCGCCGUCGGACAGCGGCCACCCUAACGACAAGGUCGUCGCCAAGCUCUGCUCGCUCGCCGCCGCCGCCGCGGCGCUGCUGCUCUUCCCGCGCGUCCUCGCGACGCUCCUCGGCCCGUUUGGGCAAGGCAACGACGCGGGGGCGGCGGCGGAGCGCGCUCUCGCCGCGCGCACUGUCGGCGCGUUCUGCGCGGCACCGGAGCUGCAGAGCCGCGCGGCCUGCGAGCUGUGCGACGCAGCGCUGCCCGCCCUCGCGGCGGACGAUCGGCCACGGUCGCAGCUCGGCGCCACGCUGGCGGUGCGGUCUGCCGUCGAGGCGAUGGGGAUGGGCCUGCUUCCGUACGCGGCGCUGGUGCUGCCGCCUCUUGUGCGCGCGCUCGCCUCGCAGGCGGAGGAGUCUAAGGAGUGGACUCGAGUCAUAGGGGGACGCAAGCCGGCGCCGUUCCAGCUGCCCGUGCCCAUCUACGCCGAGCUGCGGCCGUACCAGCAGGAGGGGGCGCGGUACGUGGGAGAGCUGCUCGAGGCGAUCGAGUACGCGGGGCCGCCCGCCAAGCGCGCGGCGAUGCGGCCGCGGCUGCCGGCGGCGGCGCUGGUGGUCGUGUCGUACGAGACGCUGCGCUCCGACGCCGCCCCCCUGUCCGCGGUGAGCUGGGACUACCUUGUACUUGACGAGGGGCACGUCAUCAAGAACGGGAGCUCCAAGAACGACGCGCUGGAGCUGUGGUCCCUCUUCGACUUUCUGAUGCCGGGCUACCUCGGGCAGCGGCGCCACUUCCACUCGCAGUACGUCAAGCCAAUCUCCGCGUCGUACGGCGCCUCUGCCGGGGACGUGGCGCACACACGCCGCGGGGCGAAGCUUCUGGGCAGCCUUCCGGGGACCUUCGGAGCCCCUCUGGAAGUGCUCCCCUUCUGCCUCCGGCGCACAAAGGCGGCGGUGCUGCAAGAUCUGCCGCCGAAGGUGAUCGCCGACCGGCUCGUGCCGCUCUCGGCGGUGCAGCAGCUGCUCUACUGCGCGUUUGCACAGUCGCCUGCGCAGGGCGGCGUCCGCCGAGCUAUCGACAAGGCGGCCGAGGGAGGCGGCAGGAGACGAGGAGGAUGUGGCAAAGGAGGGGGAGGGGGGAGCGGCGACGGUGGCGGUGGAGGCGGCGGUGACGGAAGUAGCGAGGGCGGCGGCGGCGGCGAGGGCGCGGCGACGGUGCUGCACGCGUUGCAGUAUUUGCGCAAGGCGCGCAGCUCUCCUGAUAACAAGAAGAAGAAGAAGAAGAAGAAGAGAAAGAAGGUUAAAGACGGACUUCAAUUGCUCGACGAGGCGCACCCGCUGCGGGCGCAGUGCGAGGCGGCCGCCGCGGCGGAAGGCUGCACCCUCCACUCCCUCGCCGUCGCCCCGAAACUGGAGGCGCUGCGCCGGAGGGCGCUGCGGCAGCUGCUCGCGGAGUGCGGCAUCGGCGCCGCCGACGCGUCCGCCGCCGAGUCCGCCGCCGCAGCAGCGGACGACGCCGCGCUGGCGGGCGGCGGCGGCGGCGCGGCGGCACUCGCAGCGCACCGUGCUCUCGUGUUUGCGCAGUCGGCGUCGAUGCUCGACCGCGUCGAGGCGGACUUGCUGGCCGCGCACCUGCCGUCGGUGAGCCACGUGCGGCUGGACGGGAGGGUGGCUGUGGCGCGGCGGGGCGAGCUGGUGGAGCGGUUCAACUCGGACCCGUCCAUCGACCUGAUGCUGCUCACCACCGCGGUCGGCGGGCUCGGCCUCAGCCUCACCUCCGCAAGACACGGCCUCAACCUCACCUCCGCAGACACAGUCAUCUUCCUCGACCACGACUGGAACCCGAUGCGCGACAUGCAGGCGAUGGCGAAUGAGGAGUCGUUCAUUAGUUAUUCACUGUCCAGCGACUGGAGCCCGAUGCGACACAUGCAAGCGCCGGACCGGCGAUGGACCGCGAUGGACCGUGCCCACCGGCUCGGCCAGAAGAGGUCGGUGUCGGUCUUCCGCCUCAUCUCCAGAGGCACUCUCGAGGAGAAGAUCAUGUCGCUACAGCGCUUCAAGACGCAUGUGCUCGACCUCUUCGAGCUGUCGCCGGCGACGACAGCCGCCGGAGCGGCGCCCUCUGCGCAGGCAUCUGGCGGUGGCGAAGGCGGCGGCGGCGGCGGCGACGGCGGCUCUGGCGGGCUGCAGUCGCUGCUGAGCAACGUGGGCAGCCUCUGGGGCUCGGAGGAGUACGAGGAGGAAUACGACCUGGACGAGUUCCUCGACCAGCUCUCCUGA